Molecule: messenger RNA, 1025 nt
Organism: Cryptomeria japonica (Japanese cedar)
Lineage: Eukaryota; Viridiplantae; Streptophyta; Pinopsida; Cupressales; Cupressaceae
Exons: 1
Coding region: 85-678 (197 amino acids)
Source: RefSeq, a predicted model, not a curated record
CAUAUCUUAAACUAAACGGUUACGUGGAAAAACUCCAUCCUUACCCAUUUUCUCUCCGACUUCCCCUCUCCCUCUCCCUCUCCCAUGGCGCUCACACACAGCAGGCGCGCGAGCGCAGACGGACUGCUCACAGAAGCUCUUCAAAACGCCUCUCUUCAAGUAAAUCAUCACCAUCACCAUCACCAGCAAGAGAUGAAAUCAUCAGUACUACCGCCUCCUGUGUGGGACUGUGGGAGUAGUCUCUAUGAUUCCUUCGAGCUCUUCAGCUUUUCUCAGCAACUGAAUCGUGCAAUUGCCGGGGAGGGAGUAUCGCCGUCUUCUCUACCAUCUGCUCGUAUUGUGAAAGGCAAGCAUGCCCGAAGUGUGUCAAUGCCCCACAUCGCCACCACAUCCACCACUUCUCAACUCUAUAAACCAGUUGUUAUUAAGGAAGAUGAGCCCAUGAAAGUCGAUGUAGAUUUCUCUCAUAAUACUAACUUUGAGGCGCUGCAUCCCAAGGCGCGGAAAAGAUUCGGGGUUCCCAAAUUAGUGCAGCGGCUCUUCAGCAGAGCGUUUCGGUACAGAAAGGGCGGAAGAGAUCGUACCAAGUCCAAAGCUGGUGAUGAACAUCGCAAGGUCGGCAGAUCAACGUCUGAGCGCAUGCUUUGCUUUACACGGCCGCUUAUUAAGGUCUGGUAGUAUCUGAAUCUGCUUCAGAGUCAAAUAAGUUUAAUGCCCAUCUGGAAAUACCCAGUUAAAAAAAAUGUACUAUUUCUUUUGGAAGCGAUUCAAUAACUUAGCAAUGGAGGCACAGUAUCAGAUGGGUAACAUGUAGGAGUGUUAUGACCCAAAUCUGCGCCUGGGCCACCGAGUUCGUCAUUUGUUUUACAACUGUACCGAGCAGCUAUUGAAUUUGUAUAUUUCAUGUUUUAAGUAUUCGAUUGUUGCAAACUAGUUUUAUCGUACUAUAAACUCUCGUUUUCCAACGAAGAGAGAGCAUAUAUAAAUAUAGCACAGAGGAUCCCCACCGCUUCUGUGUCUGAUUU